Messenger RNA from Penaeus chinensis, 471 nucleotides. RefSeq lists its product as uncharacterized. The transcript has 3 exons. Gene Ontology annotation, cellular component: membrane. Bases 1 to 471 code for a protein of 156 amino acids. Gene Ontology annotation, biological process: sodium ion transport. The record is from RefSeq and is a predicted model, not a curated record. NCBI's taxonomy places the organism in Eukaryota, Metazoa, Arthropoda, Malacostraca, Decapoda, Penaeidae. Gene Ontology annotation, molecular function: sodium channel activity.
AUGGCAUUCCAGAAAAGGCUAAGUGGAGGCACGCCGGCCAUGAAAAGCAAUAACCUGCUGAGAGAACGUCGCCCUUGCAGCUUAUGUUGUUCUGAUUCGCAACAAAACCACGGUAACAAGCCGCCGUUAUGGAAGGCCAGCGUCAGCGAAGUUUUGCGCGCUUUUUGCGAAGACACAAGCGGCCAUGGUUUCGCGCACAUCUGGACACACUGGCGGUCUCUUCUGGGAAUAGUGUGGCUCGUCAUCACAAUAACCAUGCUGGUUUUCCUCGUCAGUGCGGUCAUUAACCUGUUCAAGGAUUUUACGGCUCGGGAAAUCAGCUCGAAGGUUACAACGAAGCAUAGUCUGGAAGAAGGUCUGCAAUUGCCCUCUGUUGCCCUUUGCAAUCGAGGUAUUUUCUCGCGCUAUAAACUCGAAGGUAAGCCAAAGGUGGUAUGGACUUGCUUGGAAUUUGAUUGUUUCGUUGUGUGA